GGGAUAUCUUAUUCAUAGCAUAUUUACUGUUGUUUGAGGUCAUAUCAACUAAUAGCAUCCUAUACCAGUUAAGCUGUGCCAGUCAUCAUGCCCACAACAACACGUUACAUCACAUUGCAUCAUUUUUAUUAACUCAACAGCGAUGAUAAAUGCUCAAGGAUUAUAUACUUUAACUUUCAAAACAUCCACAGCUUCCUACGAAAUAUACCAAGGUGCCUCUCUUCGUGCUGCAAAAUCCCGAAACGAUUCUCCGACUUUUUACGUCGACAUCAGUCCUCGAAUGACUUCUAUGGCCGUUUACAAAUCAUACAGCAUGAAACAAUUAGCUUUUGCUCGUUAUAGAGCAAGUUUUGAGAUUACGAUCCGUAUGUCUUAACUUGGCAUCCCAAUCACACUGAUAAUCAUAGAUGGUAAGACAAGCAACCUCAGUAGCUAUAAUCAUUGGAGCAAAGAUCGUCUGUUCAUUUUAUCAGAUGGCACAUGUUGUGAAACUAGAUGGAUAGACAACGUACUCACCAUCUCUGAUAUAGAGUCUGGUGAUGCACUCGCCACAUUCGAGAAGAGCCACUCUGGUAUACGAAAACAGGGUGUUCUGCGCAUGUCUGCACCGGGAUAUACCGAUGACGAUCUCGCCAUGAUCUUCAUGACUAUUGUCGUUCUCGUUCGCGUCGAUCGGAAG
Wallemia mellicola CBS 633.66 is the source of this 679-nucleotide messenger RNA. RefSeq lists its product as hypothetical. The coding region runs from base 143 to 376 and encodes 77 amino acids. The transcript has a single exon. NCBI's taxonomy places the organism in Eukaryota, Fungi, Basidiomycota, Wallemiomycetes, Wallemiales, Wallemiaceae. The record is from RefSeq and is a predicted model, not a curated record.